Molecule: messenger RNA, 540 nt
Organism: Gongylonema pulchrum
Lineage: Eukaryota; Metazoa; Nematoda; Chromadorea; Rhabditida; Gongylonematidae
Source: the annotation of a GenBank genome assembly
GAAGUGAAAGCUGGCUGUAUUGAAUCACUCACACUGGAUGAUGAUAUCUCAUGGCCAGAAGAUGUAAAGGUGCCGAAGGAGCUGCGAAUUAUUGACGCGGAACUUAUCGUUUGCCUGGUGUGUACUCCCAGUGUAUGGCGAGGCAAAGCACGAAUGAAGCUGUGGUGCACUAUCCUAAAAGAUAUCGCUGUGUGCCUUUCAGAGGAAGCCGGUGAUUGCAGAAUAUUUAAUAGGAAGCUGUUAAUACGUUUUAAUUUUGUUCGCAAGUUUUUUCAGGCAUGUUUGGAGAUGCUGCAAGAUGGUAAAAGCCAUCUGGUUGUGGAUGACCAGGAUGUGGUACCAUUAGUUGAUGCCCAGUUAACGAUUAUUCGUGCACUGAUUGAAACAGAGGCAACCACUGAUGAGCUCGCCUCCAUAUGGCAUUUCAUAUUUCUUUCCCAUCCAGCAGCUCUCACAUACAUCACAUAUGGCUCGGUCAACCACAGCCAUUCACUCGACGAAGUGCCCAUCCGGCAAGGUUUCUUCUUUCUACGUGACUGA